AUGAUCGAAACUGCUAAUGAGGAAGUUUGGUCAGAUAUUAUGAAGCCAGAGCACCAACAAAUCGAAGCUGUGAUUGGACAAGAAGCCUACAUUUGUAUGAAUCUCGCACUUGUCAGUGGGCAGAGCGUCCCUGCUGUACAAUGGUUUUUCCAGGCUGCCUCUGCUGCUGAAUCUGCCUCUAAAUCAGAAUGGCAAGAACUGCACAGCGAACAGAAACUAGCAGAGAUGACAGAAAUUUCUGCAACGGCCCAAGAACACCAUCUAUUUGGCCAGGAGGUAGGAAAAUUCUGGUUGCUUCUCCCAAAGUUUGCUGCUACAGAUGCCGGCAAAUUCAAGUGUGUUGCCAGUGUGACUAAUUCAAGUGGUGAAAUGCAAACGGCUAGCGCCAUCACAGACCUCUUGACUAAAGCGCCCUUGAAUGAAUCAUCUCCGGCUAACUUGGAUGUAUUCUGUCCUCAACUGAAACAGGCUCUGGAGGCUUCCGAAGAUGGCAUUUACUUGGAGGAAGGAGAGCCGUUAUGUUUGGACAUCUGCUGCCUUUGUGGAACGAUUGUCAAUGCUGAGUGGGCCCUUAAUGGAAUCCCUCUAAGAGUUUCCAACUAUUGUCAACUGGAACUCAAAUCGACUCAGCAGGUCGCGACUCAACCAAACGGCGAGAUCCGGGCUACCACACUCAGCCAGGCUUCACUUCACUUCGAGGGACCAAAGCUGGCAGAUGCAGAGGUCUGCAGCUGUGCUGUCAGCUAUAUGGAUGAAAUGGCGUCGGGUGAGAUGUAA
Protopolystoma xenopodis is the source of this 777-nucleotide messenger RNA. The record is from the annotation of a GenBank genome assembly. NCBI's taxonomy places the organism in Eukaryota, Metazoa, Platyhelminthes, Monogenea, Polystomatidea, Polystomatidae.